AUGGUCUUUGGGCGCUUAGGCUUUCUAAUUGCCCAAGCUUACUUCGUUGGAAUCGGCGAUCAUUUGGCCCGCCUUGAAUGCACAUACGAUGCCAUCCCCCAGAAGAAGGGCCCCAAGGGCAGCCGUGCCAAAGUCCUGUCUAAACUUCACAAAACACAACGCAACACCCAGCUAGCCGCCGGUUUCCCUACCGACCUUAGAUGCGACGGACUCUCCCUGCCCUCGACCUUUGCUCGCACUCAGGGCCUCCUGCCUCCCGCCCUAGUCGAGAGCUGUAUCGAGUAUUUCUUCAACAAUUUCUACCCAACAGAGCCCGUCUUGCAGCAUCAAAAAGCUCAGGAAGCCGUUGAUGGCAUGGAUCGCUCUACCGAGGCAUACUGUAUGAUUGUCGCUCUCUGUGCCUACGUCAUUAUCCAGGCCAACCACAAACCCCACGCAAAUGUGCUCCCCCGCCAGGAAAUAACUCGCAUGUUCAAUGUGGGCAUCGGCCAUGUUUUGCUCGAGGAAUCCUGUCCUGACCUCGUAUUUUAUUACGGCUGCUACUUGGGACUGGCGCUUAAGAACACGGCACUGACCUAUCUUCGCGAAGCUACCACACAAGCACAAUUGCUAGGCAUGCACGACGAGGAGACGUACAAAUACGACCUCCUGGAUGAAUCACCAAAACGAGCCCUAUACUGGCUACUCUCCAUAGCCGAAAGAACUUGCGCUCUGCACACACGACGCUCCAUUACCCUGCAUCCACUUAUGCACCUCACAUCUCUAGACGAAGUACCCUCGGAUCAACUCAUUACCAUUUACCUCGAGCUCAUAAUCAACAUGUUCAAGAUAAUUGACGACGGUUGUAUUAAGCUUUCCAAGGGAGUGCACGAAACAAAUGAAAGCACUGCAUGGAUUUUGCAGGUUCAAACACGGCUCUCAGAAGCUGUUCCAGCCGAUUUGGAGUGCACCGAAGCCCAGGAGGUCCAAAUUCGCACAACUCAACAGUGGCUAAUGUUAUCGAUAUGGGAGUUGGGCGUCAAUCAAGGUCUUGUCAACGAGGUCAAUAAGGACCCUUCGCUUACAUAUAUAUGCCCAAUCGACAUAUCACGAGAGCUACUCACUACCUUACAACAAUUUCCCAAACAAGUCAUGCAAGUACAUGGAGUCGGCUUGGUGAGUACAUGA
This is a messenger RNA of Pyrenophora tritici-repentis Pt-1C-BFP, 1167 nucleotides long. NCBI's taxonomy places the organism in Eukaryota, Fungi, Ascomycota, Dothideomycetes, Pleosporales, Pleosporaceae. The record is from RefSeq and is a predicted model, not a curated record.